Molecule: messenger RNA, 1240 nt
Organism: Panicum hallii
Lineage: Eukaryota; Viridiplantae; Streptophyta; Magnoliopsida; Poales; Poaceae
Exons: 4
Coding region: 65-1024 (319 amino acids)
Biological process (GO): ribosomal small subunit export from nucleus; ribosomal small subunit biogenesis
Cellular component (GO): nucleus; cytosol; preribosome, small subunit precursor
Source: RefSeq, a predicted model, not a curated record
GCGCCUUCCUUGGUUGGUUCCUCUCUCACUCUGCAUCCCCCACUCCGCCGCCGUCGUUGCCGCCAUGGGCCGAGGCCGCAACCGUAAGCCCCGCAACUUCGCCACGUUCCGCCUCUGCCCGCGCCCCGGCGCCGCCGACGCCUCCGACCGCGUCUUCGUCCGCGUCGACGACAACCCCUACUCCGUCCCCGGCUUCACCGACGACGGCGGCGGCCCCUCGUCCUCCACCGCCGUUGGAGGCGACGAUGAGCCCUCGUCCUCCUCGGCCGACGACGGCGGGGGCGCCCUCCCCGAGCACGUCCGCCACGAGAUCCUGGAGCUCGGCCUCCCCGACGACGGGUACGACUACCUCGCCCACCUCCGCGAGCUCCGCCCCUCCCUCUCCUCCACCGGCGGCGGUGGCUCCUCCGCCGUGUUCCUCCCCAGCCGCCGCCGCCCCACGCGCUCCGGCCCCCCCGUGGACGUCAAGGCGUACGACUUGAGUCGUGCUCCGCUUGGUUCCGGGGAGGUUGCGGUGGCGAUGAGGCGGGUCGAGGAGGCUAUCGACCUGGAUGUCGCGAAGCUGCUUGACGGGAGUGAUUUGCCGGCCGUUGAGUCCGGUGAUGAGGAUUUGGAGGAGGAUUUUGUUAUCCUUGCAAAUCAGUCAGAUGAGGAGCAGCAGAUUGAGGAGGAAGAGAAGAACAUUGGUGGGGGCAAGGAGAAGGCCCAGCAACAGCACCGUGAGCAGUUUGAUUCGCUUGCUUUGGAAGAAUCUGGUGGCGGUGAAGACGCUGUUAAGUAUUGUGCAACUACUGUUUCUAGAUCAUAUCUCAGUAUUCACCCUGGGAAAAUUCUAGUUCCAGAAAAUGCUAAAAAGAAACUUCCAAAAUUUUCUACUGGAGAAACAAGUAUGAAAAAGGCCAUCAUCAAAAAAGGAAUUGAGAACCUUCCUGCAGAGCACUUACCUCAAAGGAAAACUUGGAGUGAUGAAACUUCAAAUCAGGGACCCUACAAGGAACCAAAAGUGGAGGCUAAAGAAAGCUAGGCUGCGUUGAAAGAUCAAGGUGCAGAGCAAAGAAAUAAGAUGCCAAGGGCUUGUGUAUAUGAAGGCUCAGCAAGUUGCUGCUGUACCUGGACCAUAUUCUGUACGCCUUAUGUAUGUUCUGUAAUCUGAAUCUCUAUCUUGAACCAUGUACUUUCAAACUUCCAAGACAAGAUGGAACCAAAUGUUAUUUAUAGCUAGAUGUUGUGUCUCUAUACA